Molecule: messenger RNA, 2247 nt
Organism: Lachancea lanzarotensis
Lineage: Eukaryota; Fungi; Ascomycota; Saccharomycetes; Saccharomycetales; Saccharomycetaceae
Gene: SLI15
Product: LALA0S04e04280g1_1
Exons: 1
Coding region: 1-2247 (748 amino acids)
Source: RefSeq, a predicted model, not a curated record
AUGGAUUGGGCAGUAAAAUCUGCCAGAAAGAAGACUAGAUUUAUCCAAGGUGGCUCCAGAUCAAUUGUGGAAUCGCUGAAUCGCUUUAAUGAGGUGUUGACAGAAGGACAGGACGCGAUUAGCCAGGCAUGUCUUGCUAGCAGUAAGUGGCUUGAUGAUGAGUUACUAAAGAUAGGGCUAUUAUCGAAGCAGGAGACCAUCCCGGAGGAAAGCAAAGAAGCUCUGGAACGCAACAAAUUGGCGUUGGAAGAGUCCACCCCGCAAAAAGCUGCGCGUCGUGAAAGCUGGCAUGCAACUCCAGGAAACAAGUCUGAGAAAAGUGAGGAACAUGUACUAGCACAACCUGACAAAGAUGGUAGUAAGCUUCACAAAGAUGAUGAAAAAAAUGCAAUAUUAGGUGACGUCGAUACUAGUUCCAAGACUCGUAGCCGUAGUCUAAAAUCGUCACCUUGGUCACCGUACAAGUCCGAAAGAACCACAUUCGCCCCAGAGUAUGCUCCACCACAAACGUCAUCCAAAAUUGCAGGCAGUUUUGGAUCUCAUAGUGGGAACAACUCGAGCGGCCAAGAAGCUAAUGAACCGAAAAACAACCAUUCGCCAAAUGGGUCUAAUACACCAACGGUUGGCGAAAUACGAACGACUCGUUUGCCAUUGGCUACAAGAAGAAGCAGCCUUCUCGAAAGGAACACCACCAGAAAAAUACAACCGCUGACAACCGAAAAGACUGAGCGAUUGCCGCUAAGAGAUCGCUCCAAACGCAGAACUGACAUGUUCAUUCCAUUGCCUGAUAAGGAUCCUUUGAUAAUUCGCUCUUCAAUCAACCCACAAGCAAAGACCCAAGAUCUAAGCAGCUCUACAAUUCCUAGGAACGAUACUGCAUUAAAACAUGCUAGCUCCAAUGUAAUCAGCCGACAUGAUCGACCGCCGAUGAAGACUGUGAAGCCCGUUUACAGCAACGUGUUUGACAGACUUACAUCUACCUCAACAACUUCAUUUGACAAAAAAGCAACAAGUAGAAGCCCUACAAGAGAAAUAAAAAGACCCAAGCUUGUUGAAAUGGCCCACAUGGAGCCUUCAGGAUCACCGAGAGAAAAAAAGUCUCCUAGAAUCGAUCACACUAAUCACAGCAUUCAUGAAACUCUGAGGAAUAUUUUUGAUUCUCAAAUACCGAAGCUGGGGCAGAUGAACAACGCUUCUAAUUCCAACGGGCUAACGAGAAAUUCUACUAAUGCAAAAAGAUCUUCACUCUUACCAAAGCUCAGCGGUCAGACCGCUGUUUCGCCCAUUAGUAUGACGGCCAACGCUGCCCACAGAAUAAGUGGUAUUCAUAGCAACGGCCUCGAAACGUCACCAACAUUUUCCUCGGUUCGCAGUCGCCCUCCAAAAAGUGAACAACUCAAAGAGCGUAAUCGUACCAUAGUGGGUCUUUUACAUGAUCCCCAUGUCAGCCCAAGACAAAAAAAACUUCCUAGACGCGAGAGCUCAACAACGGAAUUUCUCGAAAGUGUCUCCGCUCGAAGGAACGACGAAAAGUUGCUAGCAAACCAGCCAGAAGAAGAUUUAGAUCGGUUAGAGAGGUCAUCAAUCAAGAGCUUGCCUCAAGAGCACCAUGACAUCAGGGAGAUAAAGGAUAGCAGACCAAAACAAGCGCAAGAUCGUUUAACGAAGUUUCAACUUUUACCUCUCGUCGGAUCUGAGAGACAGGACGUGAAGAAAAAGCUUGACAAGAGGUUGUCAGAAGUUAUUCGCAGUCAGAAGGAACAAAGCAAGAGAAGUCAAGAAAAGCUGAAGAGGAAAUCCAACAUUGAGGAAGACGUCAAGCAGCGGAAGUCACGCAUAUUUCAGGAUUCUGAUCCUAAUAGAGGAACAAAGAGCUUCUGUGCGGGAGCAGAUGGCGCUGAGAGCUCAAACAACAAACCGCGUAAUACGAUACUCUAUGACCUGAACACCACAGAUCAUAGACAAAUGAUAAAUGGAAAUUCAGAGGAGACAAACACUGAAACAAAUGCGGGAGACACAACACUUCCAGAAAUUGACUCUGAUUCGGAUGCCGAAGACAGGUCUAUUUUGGCAGCAUGGGCACAUUCACCAUACCUACAAGAGCAAUUGCUAGCUCAACAAGACUGGGACCCCGAAUCAAUAUUUGGACCCAUUCCUCCUUUGCACACGGAUGAGGUCUUUCAAAGUUCGAGGCUUUCCAAGCUAAAAACCCGGCAAUCCAUUUCUCGUCACAAUAUUGGUCUUUGA